AGGCAAGCUUCGUAUUGCUUUGGAUGUGGAUUACUUUGUAUGUACGAGUUAGUUGAAACUCGUUGAAUAGGAUACGUUUAAAAGAAAUUGAUCUUAUUUUAUUUGACUAUAAAGAACAAUGAACGGAGCGAUGGCCAUGGCACCAGCGACCCAAAAUAACGUGGAACCUCCGAACAAGAAACCUAGAGUUGAAGAUGUUACAGCGGAGAGACAGUACAGAAUCUGUGGCCUACGACUGAGCUGUGAUCAUGAGCGUGCGCCAAACAAAGAAAGAGAACGCUACAUUCGUUGAACAGAACAAAUCAGAGUUUUGCAAACUCCUACUGACACAGCAUCUAUUGUCGAGUACCAAAUACGAUGCGUAUUUUAGAUAGGUCAGCAUUUUAGGGUAGCCUUCUUUCUUCCUAAUUGUAAGCCUCGUUCUGCAUACAAAAUACUUAAUGAAAACAAACAAUUUUUUACUUUUUCUCUUUACAAACUAAUGUUCAAUUUACAGAGUACUAAUUUAAAUAUUUAUUUUCCUUUAAAUAACGUUUUUGAUCUUGAAUUAAAUUCCAAAAUGUAGUAGUGUACGAUAGAAGAGGCUUAUAAAGUAGGAGAAGCAAUGGCGAUGUAUGUUAUCACAUUUAUAUGUAUAUUAUAAAUAGGUAAGAUAUUUUAUUAUUAAAGAAGAAGUACGCGUUGUAAGAAAGUUAUUACAACAAGGUGUACAACUUGAGAAAAAAAAGUAAAUUCUUUCGACGAUCAAUUACGUUAGAUUUCUUGUUAAUUAGGAUCGCCAUUGCUAUAUAGUACACGCUAGGGUUAAUUGCGUGGUAGGUUGGAGAAGGCAAACUGUAAGAAAGUGGCGCAGAAAAUGCACUGAGAGUAUUCUCCUUUGCUUUGUGCUUACAGAUUUGUGCGUCGCCUCAAUCUCGGAUAGUUUGCGCACAACCGUCAUUGCUCAGCCCAGAACACGGUUAGCCGUUAAUCAAAUGAUUGAACAAAGCUAAUAUUGAUUCGUGAAAUUGCAAAAGUCAUAAAAAAAGAAAAAGAAGCGUUUCAACGUGUUCUGAUUUCUGUUUCAGAGACUAGCAGACCAAAUUGGUUAAGAUCAUACGAAACCUAAUCUAGUUAUUGGUAGUCUGAUUUUUUUGGGGGGCUGAUAGUGUAAACAGUAACGAAAUUUAAAUGAAACGUAUAGAUGCAGUGGUUGCUUCUAAACAUUGAUAUUAUUUCUAAAAAAGGAAAAAGAUUUGUCGUUAUUUCUAUAUGAAAAAGAAAAAAGCGUGGAAAAAAAAAAAGAAAUUCAUCUCUUACUGUACAUAUUUCAUGUAUUUAUGUACAAAUGUACACGUAUAAAUACGUGUAUAUAUUACAUUAUGCUAUAAAAAUGUAAUGUUACUGUUCUUGAUUGUUUUAAUUUCUUUGAACUUACAGUUUUGAGGAUGGUUCUACCGUGGGAACUGCUGCACGACGCCGUUCCUUUUUUUCAUCUCUUUAAAUCACUUUUUUUUUUCACUUGUUCAUACUAAGAAUUCUGUAAAGACCCAUGAAAGUUACUUUUACAAGAAUUUUACAGUAUAUUUAUAUAGCAAAUAUUAAAUAAUUUGGUUAAAAAUUAAUCAUGCGUACAUUUCAAAUGUUGUUUAAUUUUAAUAAACAGUAAGCAUACAAAUUAAGAAAUCAAAUCUGUAUAUCGUGUAAAUUUAAAAGUUAACAUUAGUAUUUCCAUCAUCAUAGAGAGUAAAAAUCAAGUGUUGUCAAAGUAAAUAAUUCUUAUACAAGCCCUGGGGAGUAUAUGUGAUGGUGGAAAUAUUAAAUACAAUUAUUUAUUAUGUCACACAUUUAUCUAAUGCCGAUUUUCUUCGUAGGAAGUGCAUCAGAGUUCUUGCCAGGCCCUAUAUAUGACCUUAAUCAAAUUGGACAAGUUGUUGCGGGACCUGGAGCCAAGUACCUUACACUACCUGGCAUUCUAGGUGCAGGUCUUCCGAAAAUUACAUCUGAACAGCAAGAUACAGUAAACAGAGCAAAGAAGUAUGCAAUGGAACAGAGCAUCAAAAUGGUUCUGAUGAAGCAAACCCUUGCUCAUCAACAACAGCAAAUGGCUAGUCAACGGAAUCAGGUGCAGAGACAGCAGGCUCUCGCCCUCAUGUGCAGGGUAUAUGUGGGCAGCAUCAGUUUCGAAUUAAAAGAGGAUACAAUCAGGCAAGCUUUCUUGCCGUUUGGUCCUAUCAAGUCGAUCAACAUGUCCUGGGAUCCUGUUACUCAGAAGCACAAAGGAUUUGCAUUCGUCGAAUACGAGAUACCUGAAGCAGCACAACUUGCUUUGGAACAAAUGAAUGGUGUCAUGAUUGGUGGACGUAACAUCAAGGUCGUGGGGCGUCCGUCGAAUAUGCCCCAAGCUCAAUCCGUAAUAGACGAAAUUACCGAAGAGAGCAAACACUAUAAUCGUAUUUACAUUGCGUCCAUUCAUCAGGAUUUGACCGAAGACGAUAUUAAGUCUGUAUUCGAAGCAUUCGGUCCUAUUACCUAUUGCAAAUUAGCACAAGGUAGCUCGCCUCAUCGACACAAAGGUUACGGUUUUAUCGAAUAUGAAACAAUGCAAGCAGCUUUAGAGGCUAUUGCAUCAAUGAAUUUAUUCGAUUUGGGUGGUCAGUAUUUACGUGUAGGCAGAGCUAUUACUCCACCGAAUGCUCUUAUGGGUCCUCCAAGUGGAACCAGUAUGAUGCCUACAGCGGCAGCUGUUGCAGCUGCUGCUGCAACCGCAAAGAUUCAAGCGAUGGAUGCGGUAGCUAGUAAUGCAGUUGCUCUUGGUUUGACCAAACUUGGAGCAGCAGCUCCACCGAUUUUGAAUCAAGCUUUGCCUGGCAUAGUAAGACCUACAAUCGCUCCUGCGACAAUGAUGGCACCGCCUACUAUAGCAACGGUAGCACCGGUAAUACCACCCCCUGGUAUAGCUAUACCACAGACUUUAACUCGACCGCCGGCAAUAAUUCAACCAAUACCUGGACAACCAGUUGUUAUACCGCCUCCAGCUGUUGUUGCACCCACCAUUGUAGGAACUCCUGUUAUACCAGUCACAACUACGACAAAUUCCGAUAUAAUGAGGCGAGCACAAGAGCAAGCAGCUCAUCAGAAACAGCAAGAAGAAUUGCAAAAGAAGUUGUUAGAAGAAACAGAACCACAAACGUUACAGCAACAAGAGAAUAUGUCGAUUAAAGGACAAAGUGCACGUCAUCUCGUGAUGCAAAAACUAAUGCGUAAAGUUGAAUCCCGAGUUGUUAUUUUACGAAAUAUGGUAGCUCCAGAAGAUGUAGAUGAAAGUUUACAGGAAGAAAUUCAAGAUGAAUGUUCCAAAUUUGGAGUUGUAGAAAGAGUUAUUAUUUAUAACGAACGUCAAUCUGAAGAUGACGAAGAUGCAGAAGUAAUCGUAAAAAUUUUUGUUGAAUUCUCCCAAAUGAGUGAGGCUGAACGUGCAAGGGAUUCUUUAAAUGGUCGUUACUUUGGUGGACGAUUGGUGAAGGGAGAGUUAUACGAUCAAGCUCUAUUUGACAAUAGUGACUUUUCUGGUUGAUCAAGAAAUAUUUGUAAGCUAUUGAAUUGCGCGAUUUCUUUCAUCCGAAAGAAUUUAUAUUUACUAUUGACUGAUGUUUCAUAUGUCAGCACUUGAAAUACUUCUUACGAUAAACUUCAACAAUUGUAAUCUGUCUCCUCUUCAAAAACUAGUAGAUGUUAUAGAUUUUAAUUUUUGCUUAUCUACACCUGCGUACCUUAAAAAUCAGUAGACGGAUCGAAGUUACUAAACCAGUACCUAGUAGAACGAUAUUUUUAAAAGCUAUGAUUUUAUUAAAAUAAAAAUUUAAAAGAGAUAGCAUUAUUAAUAAAUUAUUAAUAGUAAUUCAAA
Messenger RNA from Osmia lignaria (orchard mason bee), 3886 nucleotides. NCBI's taxonomy places the organism in Eukaryota, Metazoa, Arthropoda, Insecta, Hymenoptera, Megachilidae. The record is from RefSeq and is a predicted model, not a curated record.